Molecule: messenger RNA, 4152 nt
Organism: Cynoglossus semilaevis (tongue sole)
Lineage: Eukaryota; Metazoa; Chordata; Actinopteri; Pleuronectiformes; Cynoglossidae
Product: ubiquitin carboxyl-terminal hydrolase 37-like
Exons: 22
Coding region: 1522-3600 (692 amino acids)
Biological process (GO): G1/S transition of mitotic cell cycle; protein deubiquitination
Cellular component (GO): cytosol; nucleus
Molecular function (GO): cysteine-type deubiquitinase activity
Source: RefSeq, a predicted model, not a curated record
UUUUUUCCCUUUCCCUCCUUUCUCAAAGGUUGACAUCAGCAGAAAGGAAAAAAAAUAGUACCGUUUAGCUUUGUUUUAGCUGUAGUCGAUGGCUAAUUCGACCAGUUUGCUUCUGUCUGUUAUCAUCCACACAGCUGUCUCCAGUACACUCGUGUGUGUGUGUGUGUACGUGUGCUCCAGGCCAGGGGUGAGGGGUACACUUUUUUGACUUGGUAGCUACUACUAUCAAAAAACAUUAAAAUAUAUUUACUAAUAUAAACUCGGGAUAUAAAACAGCUUCUCUGUAAUCAUGCUCUUUAAAUUAGAUGUGUUUGUUGUUUACGAUAAAGCCUUAAAUGUAAGAGCUAUUGUAAUUAUGGCUGUGCCUCAGUUUUGGUAUCGUAAUGAAGCAAAACCUAUAACAAGUAAUUGCUGCGAAUAGUUUGAAUAGUAACCAAUUCAUUUGCAUUGAUUGUUUUCAUCUGUUGUUCUUGUUAAUCUUCUGAUUUGUUAUUGCAACUUGUUGUGUUGCCAGGUCACAGUGAAUGUCUCAACAUCAUGAAAAUCUGCAUCAUUUCACUCGGAUGACCCUACUGCGCUGCAUCCACCUCUGUGACAUCAUAUCUUGCCUGUGUUGAGUUUUGCCCUAUAGACUCCCAAACUGGCACCCAGUCGCCCUUCACCCCACAUUUCCUGGUACCAACCAAAAGCCCACAUCCGAGCCCUUAUUACUUGUUUUUUCCGGCACACUUGGCCUGGUUAUACGUAUGGCUGCCUCCCACUGUGCCAGCUAUUCAUUCACUACAAAGGAUCAAAGACAACAUCUCAUCUGAUGCCUGAACUCGGCUGUAAUUAGCAAUUAUGCUUCACAGCACCCCCCAAGAUUAAACCACUCUGUACAGUCUUCCAAUUAGUCCUGUUGUCUUCACAUGAAUAUACAUUGUCCCCAGUCGACCAUAUCACAACAAUCAGACUCUUCGUUUUAGCUUUUUAUCAAGUACAUAAAAUCCUGUUUUGUUGAAAAAAAAAACACCAUGAGGUUUGAGGAAAUUAAAUAAGUGAACAAACAUGAUCCAACAGUACUCCCUUUGCGAUUUACUGGUAGAUCACAAUCUACUAAUUGGGCACCUAUGGUUUAACUCUUUAACACCUUAGCCUCAAAUGUCAGUCUGGACUUUUUGUUUUUUGGAGAAUAUAUAGAUGUUUUAUUAUCUGUUAAUUAUUCAAACAUAUUGCUCUCUAUCCCGAUGGGUGAACUCAAACAAUUACAACAUAACUAGGGAUGACAACAUGAUAUAUGAUGACAUCGUCAUUAUCCUUUGAUCUGAAGAUGCAAGGAUCGAAAGUUGCAAGGAAAGGCAAACCAAGGAAAUUGGAGAACGUAGCUGCCAGUGGCAGAAAUAAAAUUUAUUAUAAAUAAAAAAUACAAAAUAUAAAUAAUGACAGCAGGCAGUCAUGCAAACUGUCACAAAACAGAGAAAAGGACAAAGAAAACAGAAGAGGAGGCGGAAGAGACACAAAUCGUUCAAUCUAUAAACAAAGAUGAAAUCAACAGCUGUUGCAGAUGAUUUGGCAAAGAAGGUCAGACAGAUUCCUAGCUCUCAGAAGAGUGCUUUCACCUCAACAAAGAAAAGAAAUCAAAAGCACGAGCCUCAGAAGAUUCACCUGUUGCAAGGCUCAAGGAAAACUGAAAAAUAUCAUGAAAAGCAAAGCAUCCUGCCUUCCACCAAGAGUAAAACCAACCAAACGGAGGAACCUAAAAAGCUACGGUGGUGGCAGUGCUUUAAGAAUCGAAGUCAGGUCUCACCCUCCCCUGAAGAACAACAUAACUUCGAGAAGAGACGUCCCUCCAUCUCCCAUCACCGCACAACUGACAUCAAACAAACAACAAAAGCUGCUGCUCUCUCCAAUUGGAAAAUCGAAAAGUCACCGUGGGUUAAUCAACUCGCCACCCAGGUCCUGGGAACAGAAAAUCAUCUUGUAACACAAAAACAAAGCAUUAUUAAUCAAGCGACGAAAAAAGGCAACGAAAAGAAAGUGUCAAAGAAGCCUCGGUGGUGGCAACGUUUUAAGAAUAGAAGUAAGGUUGCACCAGCGCCUGAAGAUCAGCAUUGCACAGAGAAGAGACAUCCCACCAACUCAAUAUAUCACCCAAGGGAAGCUAAAGGCACAGCCCCUGUGUCCACAAUGCAAAACCCCAGGCAACAGCGCUUUAGGAUUUCUGGCGGCUACAACAUACCAAAUGCAGACGGCCCUCAAGAACAACAGAGCCAAGAGAAGAAGUGUUCCACCGCUCCUCGCCAAAGUACUGCCCUGGUUAAAGACAAAGCUUCAAUGGCACCUGUCAAACACCCAAGACAACAGUUCAGGAAUCUCGGUGGGUCUGCCAUUGGAUGUCAAAUGGCAUCAGCCCCCAAAGACAACCAGUACCCAGAGAAAAAGUGCAUCUUUAUCCCUAACCAACAAUCUGCUGGAAAAGUCAGAGAAACAGCCCCAAUGGCUCCAGCCAAACCCCCCAGGCAACAGCACUACAAGACUUCUGGUGGCACCAACAUUCAGGUUGCUUCAGCUUCUAAACAGCAGCAGUGGCCUGAGAAGAAUUCUCCUUCCGUUUCUCGGCAGCACAACAUGGUAGAGUCCAAAGCGUCUGCCUCGGUGCCCACAACCAAACCCAUCAGGCAACAGCAGUUCAAAAAUCCAGGAUUCCCAAAUCCAGCCAUGUACUGUUACAUGAACUCCUGCCUGCAGAGCCUCCUCACAUUGUUGAACUUUGUCAGAGACAUCGCUCGUCAGGAGCCAGUCUGGGGAAACAUCCCUGAGGCCGGACUUCUAAAGUCAUUUUUGAACAUCAGUAAAUUUCACUUUUCCCCUGAUGCUUACCAAAAAUCCUGCCUGCUCUCAGCGUUUAAGUGUGAGGUAGCUUUGCGAAAUCCGGAAUUUACAGACCUCCGACAAAAAGAUGCUCAUGAGUUCCUCAUGGCUGUGCUGGAUCAGAUGAGGAGAUUGGGCAAACUGCUGCAUAGGAAGGCUGGGCGACUGGGCAAGGUCUACAGCUGUCCUGUAGAUGAUCAUAUGGUGUUCAAAAUGAAGAACAACAGGACGUGCAAAACGUGUGGUGCGAAAUCCGAGAGAACAGAGUCCUUCACCAGUCUGUCUCUGGAUCUGCUCCCUCGAGGAACAGUCAAACAACUGCUUGAUAAUUACAGAAGUGAGACAGAGGUGGAGUACAAAUGUGACUGUGGUGCGACAACAUCUGUCCAGAACUCGACGUUUGCCACCCUGCCAAAAGUUCUAAUUUUACAACUAAAGCGCUUCAGGUUUACAUCAGCGUUCCAGGUAACAAAGGUCCAUGAUGACAUUGUUCUUCUGAGGGAACUUCAGGUGACCUCCAGACAGGGUGUCGGCCGCUACCGUUUGGUCAGCUGCAUUAGUCAUAUGGGCGAUUCAGCACGAAGUGGACACUACAUCUGUGAUGGGGUGGAUCCAGAUGUGAGACAGGUCGACCCGACGGACCGCUGGUUCACCUAUAACGACGACGUUGUUAGUGAAACCUGUGGUCCGUUUGUUUUCAAACUCAGAGAAAAAUAUGCUUAUAUUUUAUUUUACCAACGACAGGACUAGACAGUUGCACUUUCCAGAGGAAUCCAUGAUGAAUGCUCUCAUUAGGAGUCUUAAGUUACUCCUUGUCAGACCAGUGUUUCUCAACUGAGUCCAAAGCACCAAGCACAAGAUUUAGAGUUGGCAGGAGCAGCAGACAUGAAGAUCGAGGAGCCAAAUACUACAGGAUUUCUCCAAAACACUUAUUUUCCCUCUCUGGAUAAUGUCUUUACUGCCAGACUGCAGGACACCUGGAAGAACUGCGACCUCUGACUCUGAGGCAUCGCUGUUUCUAAUCCAAACACUGUCCCAUACCACAAAAACCGCACAUACGUAUAUGUGCACUACGGCACUCCAACUGGCCUUCAAACACUGUACAUAAUACUGCAAAUAUUUUAAAUUGUAUUUAUUUAAUUAUUUAAUUUUUUAUACAUCUGUACCAGCAGGUACGCAUUAAUUUGGUACUUUUGUGCCUAAUCUACUACUUCAUGUGUUUUAAUGAAUUUAAUUUCCCCAUGGGAAAAUUAAAGCUUUUGAAAUAAACUUCAUUUCGCUGUCAAUCAUUUGAGAAGCUCA